AUGACAAGUAGUGAAAACCACAACGCAGCCAUGGAUACUGAAAAGACUGCAGCAGCAGCACCUCCUGCUGCAGGAUCGCAAGUGGGCCAUGUCGUCCAGUCGCAGGGCGUCACCCGCAUGGAAGCCGUAUACCGCGAAGCCAAGACGAACCGCAAGACGUUUUACCUUGUCGGCGCCUCAGUACUUGUCUGUGCAUGGGCGUACUCGCUCGACUCAGCUACCACGGGCUCAUACAGCAUUUACGUGUCAGCCUACUUUAACCAGCACAGUUCGGUGCUUGCAACGCUCUCAAUUGCCACGAGUAUCAUUGGCGCCGUGAGCAAGCCAUUCAUCGCCAAGAUCUCGGAUAUUACGUCCCGGCCGUACACGUACAUCCUGGCGCUCUUCUUCUACACGGUGGGCUACAUUGUUGCCGCAACAUCGCAGAGUAUCUCGGCGUAUGUUGUCGGCGAGGUGUUUGUUGCGAUUGGCAGCGCGGGCCUCGACUUGACGAAUGAUAUCAUCGUGGCGGAUUUGACGCCGCUUGAGUGGCGCGGGUUUGUGAGCUCGUUGCUCUCGACGCCGUUUUUGAUUAAUACUUGGUUUGCAGGCGACAUUGUGCAUGCCAUGUCUACGGGCAACAAGUGGAGAUGGGGCUACGGAAUGUUUGCCAUCAUCAUGCCUGUGGCCAUUAGUCCGGCUAUUGCUGUGCUCAUCUACUUGGACAGAAAGGCACGCAAGAAUGGCAUCGUCAACAUGGCUUCGAGCAAUGCAGAGCGUCGUGCGGCCAAGGAACUUGCUGAGGCAGAAGGACGCGUAGCGCCUCAUGGUACGAUUGUAGCCUCAGCUGCAAAGUGGGAUGCUACGUGGACGGAGAAACUGGUUCACAAUCUUCAUGAGAUUGAUGCUUUUGGGCUGCUACUUCUCGGCUUUGGAUGGUCGCUGCUUCUUUUGCCGUUUUCGCUCAAGACCUACGCAGAGCAUGGGUGGAGGAACCAGUCGCUUAUUGCCAUGAUGGUUGUUGGUGGUGUUUUGCUGAUUGCCUACGUCGUGUACGAAAUCAAGUGGGCAAAGAUGCCUAGUGCGCCGCGCAGACUGGUGUUUAAUAAGACAUUCAUCAUGGCCAUCAUUAUCGAUGCCUUUUACUUUGUUGCUGGAAACAUGAGAGGACUCUACUGGAGCUCAUAUGUCUACGUCGCGAAGCCAUGGACGGAGCAGCAAUGGGUGUACUACGGAAACGCCUUAACACUGGCUCUCUGUUUCUUUGGUCCCAUUGCUGGUCUUUUGCAGAGAUGGACACACAGAUACAAGACCAUCCAGCUGGCUGGCCUGUGUCUCAAGAUCAUUGGUAUGGGUAUUCUCCUGGACGGCCACCGCGCAACCGACAACACCGCAGCCAUGUCCAUCGCCAUGGUGUUAAUCGGUGCUGGUGGCGCCAUGUCAGUCGUUGGAUCCCGUGUUGCCUCACAGGCAUCUGUUCCUCAUCAAGAUGUUGCCCUCGCUAUUUCGCUACUUUCGCUCUGGUCGAAGAUUGGCAGUGCUAUUGGAAGCGCCAUUGUCGCUGUCAUCUGGUCGUCCCAAAUGCCGGUGCAACUGCGUGAACACCUUCCCAAAACUGUCACAAACAAGGACGUCACCAAAUACUUUGGAAACAUUCGCUCUAUCCGCACGCUGCCGUUUGACAGCCCCAUCCGACAGGGCGCCAUUGAAGCUUACCGACAGACACUGUACUAUUGCAUCGCCCCAGCGCUGGGAUUAGCGUUUAUUCCACUGAUUGCAGCCUGCUUCCAGACCGACUAUUACCUUGGAAAGAAACAGAAUGCAGUCACCAAUGUUGGAAACGACGGUGUGGCGGUAGUUGAUGAAGAGGUGCAGAACGCCCAAGAAAGCAGACCAGCGACGCGCAAGGAAGCGUUUUUGAAGUUUUGGGCUGGAAGGUAG
Messenger RNA from [Torrubiella] hemipterigena, 1920 nucleotides. Lineage: Eukaryota; Fungi; Ascomycota; Sordariomycetes; Hypocreales; Clavicipitaceae. The record is from the annotation of a GenBank genome assembly.